CGCCGGCGCGUGGUCGUGACGUCACGCGCGCGUCUCCGGUCUGGGCCGCGGGCUCCUGGGGGUCGCGGUCGCGCGUGGCCGCCGUCUCCUGGCGUGUCGCUGUUGCUGUCUCGGGCCGUGCGAGCCUCCCGGGCUGCACCAUGUACCACAGCAGCAGCCAGAAGCGGCACUGGACCUUCGCGGGCGAGGAGCAGCUGGCGCGCCUGCGGGCCGACGCCAACCGCAAAUUCAAGUGCAAAGCGGUGGCGAACGGGAAGGUUCUUCCAAAUGAUCCAGUGUUUCUUGAGCCUUAUGAAGAAAUGACACUUUGCAAAUACUAUGAGAAAAGAUUAUUGGAAUUCUGUUCGGUGUUUAAGCCAGCAAUGCCACGCUCUGUUGUGGGUACAGCUUGUAUGUAUUUCAAGCGUUUUUAUCUUAAUAAUUCAGUAAUGGAAUAUCACCCCCGGAUAAUAAUGCUCACUUGUGCAUUUCUGGCCUGCAAAGUAGAUGAAUUCAAUGUGUCUAGUCCUCAGUUUGUUGGAAAUCUUCGAGAGAGUCCCCUUGGACAGGAGAAGGCACUGGAACAGAUUUUGGAAUAUGAAUUGCUACUUAUACAACAGCUUAAUUUUCACCUUAUUGUCCACAACCCUUAUCGACCAUUUGAAGGCUUUCUCAUUGAUAUAAAGACUCGAUACCCCAUGUUGGAGAAUCCAGAGAUUUUGAGGAAAACAGCUGAUGAUUUUCUUAGUAGAAUUGCGUUGACAGAUGCUUACCUUUUAUACACACCUUCACAAAUUGCCCUGACAGCUAUUUUAUCAAGUGCCUCUAGGGCUGGAAUUACUAUGGAAAGCUAUUUAUCAGAGAGUCUAAUGCUGAGAGAAAAUAGAACUUGCCUGUCACAGUUACUGGAUAUAAUGAAAAGCAUGAGAAACUUGGUAAAAAAAUAUGAGCCACCCAGGUCUGAAGAAGUUGCUGUUCUGAAACAGAAAUUGGAGCGAUGCCAUUCUGCUGACCUUGCACUUAAUGUGGUGACGAAGAAGAGGAAAGGCUAUGAAGAUGAUGACUAUGUAUCAAAGAAACCCAAACAAGAAGAGGAGGAAUGGACUGAUGAUGACCUGGUAGACUCUCUCUAACCUUUUGAAGUCACAACGGCAGUGCUAACGAAGCAACAGAAGUAGGAAGCAUGUCUGACAUUUAAGUAGUAUAAUGUAAAACAUCAAAAUAUAUUAAACUUUUCUAAUUAUAUUUUUUCUUUGUGACUGCUUUAUAUAAAAUAUAACUUCAAAAGAGGCUGAAUGCCACCUACUUUGGAUAUUUGUAACUCACUAAGACUAGUAGCAAACCAUGUCCUCCUAUGGUGGCCAAAUUCAAACUAUGGUGCACUCCCUUGUAUUACUGUGAACAAAAUGUAAUUAAAGAAGACUAUCAGUUUAGAAGAAAUACAGAAAAACAAAACUUAAUAAUAGUAAACUUUAGAAGUGCUAAGGAAAUAGGUUUUACUCUCCAGAAGGUCUUACAAAUGGCUUUGCAAAAUGUUUCUUUAAUAGACUGAACUAUGGAUGAAUUACUAUGAGCUAUAGAGUAUAUUGGGCAAGUUAUUUAGUGCUGAGGCACUAAAUCUUAUUCUAAGCAUUUACUGACAUCUGGGUUCAAAUAAAAUGUAAUUUUUGAGUCUAGAGAAAAAUCUUAAAUUACUAAAGAUAAGUGGUAGCAAAUUAUAGUCAGUUUUAUCAUUAAAUGAUCAUCUCUAAGUGAAUCCAUAUAAAAUAGGCAUUAUGGUCACUAGGAAUUUAUAGAUUAAAUACAUUCAAAAGUUUAAAAAUGAAAUUAGUAUAAAAACUCACAACAUGGAAUUAAAUUACUUAGGUAUGCCUCUAUUUUUCUACGAUUUUAGUAAACUGUACCUCAGUGUGCUACUUUCCCAAGUAAAGAAUGGGGAAAAUGAUGAUGCCUACUCUUGGUAGAAUUAUUCCCAGCAGUGUUUGGCAUGCUAAUAUGUACUUGCUGUGUAUGAAUACCUGUCCUAAUGUGAUAACUAGUAGAUAGUAGUUAGGACCAAAUUUCAGGUAGGUAUGUAUGUUAGACCAGUGUUUUGUUUGGGUGCUUUUGGACUUGUUUUCCUUUUUUUUCCCCUGGAAAACUGGCUUGAAGAAAUUCUGAGAAACUCUACUACCUCAAAUGUAAAUCUACCCAGCUCUCCAUACUCGAAGACACAUUUCCUAGGAGGAUCACUAAAAUCACUGAAGUUUGGCAUCAGAGAGUCUCACAUGUACCUCUGAAAAUCUUCUGCCCAGCCCCAUUAAAAAAAAAUGUUUCAAAGAUUUUAUUUAUUUCACCACUAAACACCUAACUACUACUACAGGGCCAAUGAAGGUAAGUGACAAGUUUCCCACUUCAAUUUAAGACACAAACAUGUCAGUAAAACACAAAAAUGAGGAUAAGUCUUUCCAAUUUCUUUUACAAUAAAUGAUUAAAAAAAUAAAUUAAAUAAAGGAGAAGCGUGUCUGGCCAAGGAGUGCCAAAUGGGCCGUCACAGCUGACACUCAAGUGCAGUUAGUAGGAAGAACUGAAGCGCCUUAGAGAAAAUCCUGAGCUACAUAAACCAGUCAGUAGCCCUUCCACCUUAGAAACCAAGGAAGUGAGAGGAGUUACUGUUUUUUUCCCCAUUUUGUUUUGUUUUUGUUAUCACAGUUAACCUGAUUGAAGCUUUGUUAAGGACAGUAAAUUACCUGUGUGGCUGCAUUCAGCCCUAUAUUUAAGCUAGGGAUAUCUCUCAAUGGUAACAACAAACAUCUUUCUAAAGAAUACAUUGAGGCCUCUUCAGUUUGUUCCUCAGCAAAAGGAAAUAAACCCUUGAGUAUUUAACAUCUUCCACUGUAUACAGCAUCUCUGAGGAGUGCAAUCAACUGUUUUUAGACUCUAGGCCUUAGAAAAACAUCUUAUUGAGGGAACUUUUAUUUUUUUUUAUUAAUACCUUCCUUGGUUCUUUUUAAACAAACAAAAAACCUAUUUUUGAUUACUCUGCUACACGUUUUUAAGUCUUGUCUUCAGCAUAAGACAUGUUGCUUAACAAGUUGUACAAUGACUGAAUAAAUAAAAUCCUUUAUGAAAGAAACAAUCAAUAAAAAUCCUCCUGGGCCUUGUCCUGUUAUUAAAGCUUGAACUAUCCCUAAAAAUGGAAGAAAAUUAUAAUGAAGUUAAAUAGUAAGCUGAUUAAUUAUGCAAGCUAUCCCUCAGUUUAUUUUAACUUAACCCUUGGGAAUACUUCACAAAAAUACAAACACAGGAUCAGAUGAAACUAUACAAACUAAAUUAUCCAGCAGAAGAAACAAGUACAAGUUCAAAGAUGUAUAAGUUGUUAAGUGGCUGAGGAGGUUGUCUGCAUAACCAGAGCAGUAACAAAAAGUCAUCUUAGGACAGACACAAGUAUUCUAGCAGUUUGUUUAAACAUAAAAGACAUCAGUAAUCUAUAAAAUGGUCAAAUGGGUAACAUGCAUUGAUUGGUACAAUGACCAAUAAUAUUUAUUGAAUUUAAACUAUUUACUUUUGUAAACAUUUUAACAAAACCAUGAGAUCUAAAUACAGUCUUUGACAAUUCCAACAAAAUAAGUGGUAUGUUUAAAAAAUAAAGCUGAUGAGCAUAGAUUCAUCCAUUCUAUAUAUUGUCUUUUACAGUUCCAGGAAGAAUAAUAGCACAGUAUUUUUAGAAAGUAUACAGCAAGAUUGUUCCUAUUACAAUGUCAAACUCUGGAAACUGUAAAUACAAAUAAAUUCAGUGAACAGUCAAAUGGUCAUAAUCGUAAGGACAAAAUUACAGUAAGAAGUCUGCAAUCCAGUUAAAUUCUGUUGUCAAUAGGAUGCAUUUUUCUUGUCAGUUGAUUUCAUAGUUCAUUUUCCAAGAGACAGUAAAACUUUGGCAAUUGGAUAUACUGAAAAUAUAUUUUCAAAGUUCAAGACAGCUUUUUUUUUUCUCUUGUGAAAGUUGAUCUGUACACCAAGGCUCAGAGUUUGGUAAAGAUUCCAUGUGGAAAAAGUGCAAAUAUUCUGCACAGAUAGCUUACAAAGGUACUGGCAGUUACUUGCCAGCAGAAUCUUGAGUUUUUUUGUUUGCAUAGCUCACACAUCACUGGAAUGUGGAAAGGUGUGCUACUUUCUCUCUCUUUCCUUUCUUGUUUCUUUCUUGUUUCUUUUGGCAAGAGCAAAGGAGACAUAGUGAUGUGAAUUACCACGUUGGACGUGCUGAAUCCAUGCAGAACACCAGGCUGCUACCUGACAUCAUUGGUUUUUGUAUACUGGUUUUGUUUUUGUUGAAGCAGUUCAGUUAUAGCCAAAAGCUUUUUCAGUACAUGCUAGACACAAGGAGAAACAGUGGAGGGGAGAAAUUACUAAGCAAAGAAUCUAAAAUUUCAAGAUAGAAAUUGGGAUUUAAUAACAACUACAGCAAAGCAAUGUGAUUCUUAAGGUACUAGCAUUUCUACUCAUUACAUGAAACUGAGUUCUGAUUAUUUCAACUAAGUAUUUAAGAUCUUAUCACACUAAAUUUAUCAUUCUAAACCUUGGUAAUAAACUACUGUAAUGUUUUUCAAUUGGAACUCUAUUAUUUAAGCUGUUUUCUAAACUUAAGAAAAAAAACUUAAUCACUGUUUUAAUUUCUUUGUGAAGUCUCUGUCAGACAGGGAAGCAGUGCAGUGGUAGCAUUUACUGCCUCUGAACCAUGAAGAAAUUCGUCAGAUUUAGGAUGUGUGUGUGUUUGUCUUGAUUUAUACUUCCCCUGUGCCUUUCUCCCCAUUUAACUUCAACACUAGGUCAAUUAAAAACCAUUCCAAUUCUA
Messenger RNA from Onychomys torridus (southern grasshopper mouse), 4810 nucleotides. It is a transcript of the gene Ccnh, whose product is annotated as cyclin H. Gene Ontology annotation, molecular function: cyclin-dependent protein serine/threonine kinase regulator activity. The transcript has 10 exons. The record is from RefSeq and is a predicted model, not a curated record. Lineage: Eukaryota; Metazoa; Chordata; Mammalia; Rodentia; Cricetidae. Gene Ontology annotation, cellular component: transcription factor TFIIK complex; nucleus. Gene Ontology annotation, biological process: DNA-templated transcription; regulation of cyclin-dependent protein serine/threonine kinase activity; regulation of transcription by RNA polymerase II. Bases 141 to 1112 code for a protein of 323 amino acids.